AGGAGGAGAGCGUGGAAGCUGCCGGUCCAGACCGGCACUGAAAAGCAGCGAGUCGAUCGAAUACACAGAGGAAGGGAGAGUUGUGUACAAGUUGUGCUUCCGAAAAUCCGAUCCGCAAACACCACCAACUCUGCUUCUUCGAAUUUCUUCAAAUCCGGAGGAAAAAAAAAAAAAAAAAAGAAGAGUCGGGGAAGCAUGAUUGGAGUAGGGAAGAUCAAGCAAUACUCCAAUGUCCUCGACAAGCCCCUCAGCAAGGGCAAACAGGAGGUUAGUUUGAGUGCGUUUGCGUUCUUGUUUUCGGAGCUCGUUCAGUACAAUCAGACGCAGGUUGACAACAUUGCCGAGUUAGAACGAAGGCUGGAGGAUGCAGGAUAUGCUGUUGGGGCUCGAGUUCUGGAGCUUCUUUGCCAUAGGGAUAAGGGAAACAGGAGGGAGACACGGUUGCUAGGUAUCCUGUCUUUUGUGCAUAGCACAGUGUGGAAGGUGUUAUUUGGAAAGGUAGCUGACUCCCUUGAGAAAGGCACUGAACAUGAAGAUGAGUACAUGAUUAGUGAGAAGGAGCUCCUUGUGAACAGAUUUAUUUCGAUUCCAAAAGACAUGGGAACCUUUAAUUGUGGAGCAUUUGUCGCUGGAAUUGUAAGGGGAGUUUUGGAUGGUGCUGGUUUCCCAGCUGUGGUAACAGCGCAUUUUGUACCAGUGGAGGGACAGCAACGGCCUCGAACAACCAUUUUAAUUAAGUUUGCUGAAGAGGUACUAAGAAGAGAAGCAAGGUUAGGUUGAUGUACGUGACAAGAUUAUCUCAUUUUUGUUGUCCUAGUGGUUCUCCGUAAUACCACGAAGAAAGUUGAGACUUCAAGAUGGAUUAUCAAGCUAGUGAGAUUUUCACCGGUAAACUGAUCGGUCGAACUUGUGGCAAUUCAAUUGCUUUAAUUCACUGUGUAAGCUAUAUGGCGCAAUGCUGAUUUGAAAGUAGUACUGUUGUAAGUGUGAUUUUAUCUAAACAUGGAGAGAAGUAGAGAGAAGAAAACAGUUAUUUACCACAAAUUAUGUUGUUUAUAGAAACUCAAAUGAAUGAUAGGUUUCCUUGGCCUUCUAAACACUUUUUGAGA
This is a messenger RNA of Pyrus x bretschneideri (Chinese white pear), 1109 nucleotides long. RefSeq names its product trafficking protein particle complex subunit 5. Gene Ontology annotation, biological process: endoplasmic reticulum to Golgi vesicle-mediated transport. Lineage: Eukaryota; Viridiplantae; Streptophyta; Magnoliopsida; Rosales; Rosaceae. The transcript is spliced from 8 exons. Gene Ontology annotation, cellular component: TRAPPI protein complex; TRAPPIII protein complex; TRAPPII protein complex. Bases 196 to 780 code for a protein of 194 amino acids. The record is from RefSeq and is a predicted model, not a curated record.